UUAACCCCCUCUUCUUCUCGUGUGCGCGCGCAAAAAGAAACCCCUUUUUUUUGUGUGAAAAGCUGUCGCCAGAGUUUUCCCUUCUGCGCCACACAAAUGGCUUAAAUGUUGGUGAACAGGCUCAAGGAAGAGAUAGUGCAAAGUUUUGUGUGCCUCGUUAAUGCCCAUAACAUACCCAUAUUGCCAUAUUACUACACCUGAAAGCCACUCUGCACCGCGAAAACUCUGCCUUUUCCUCCCAUCUUCUGCAGCAACUGCGAUAUUUUGUUGGCGCGCGCAACAACAAAUAAAAUAGUUGUGUGAGAAAGUGUGUGAUGAAAGUUUUUCAAACUGGAGCAAUGGGGAUACCAGCUGGAAUAUUGUGGAUUUUAGCACUCAUGCUGAUCUUCAGUGAAGAUUCAGCGCUCGCACAGCGCCAGACGGCGCGAUCUUCAGGACCCACAGCACGCGCCUUUGGGGUGAAUCCCAAGCAGAGCAGCUCCACGGCCACCGCGGACUUCGACUGUCCGGAGGAGUUCGGCUACUAUCCUCAUCCCACCGACUGCACGCAGUACUAUGUGUGCGUGUUCGGCAGCGCCCUCCUGGAGAGCUGCACUGGUGGCCUCAUGUACAGCCACGAGCUGCAGACGUGCGACUGGCCACGGAAUGUGGGCUGUGACGCCGCAGACGCUGCGGCCCCAUCGACCUCCGCCCCUAGACAGCAGCAGCAACCGCAGGUGACCAGAGUGCCCCAGAUCCAGCAGGUGCAGCCGCAGAAGAUCCGCUUCACGUCUGUGCCGUCCGUGAUCGCGGGUCACUCGGCCCCGGCCCAGAUCCAGGCCAUCCCACCACCGCCAGAACUGAAAGUGGCACCCAAUCCAGUGAUCACGUCCCGCGGACAGCCCAAGCAGGUGCUUCUGCAAGAGGACAUCGCCCAGCUGUACGCUGACGCUCACGACACUCUGCCGCCGGCCGAGGAGGAGGAGUCCGACCGCCAGCAGAGGGUGUACCGCGGUCAGCCCAGCACCGUGGGUCAGGUGCAGCGGGACCGCGACGGCAUCCUGCAGCAGUCCAGCGUGAACGCCAUCCCCAGCCACGGCAAAGUGGGCUCCUUUGCAUUUGGUUCUCAGGUCAAUCAGUACAGUGAUGACGACUUACAAGACGUGGACGUGGGUGCGAGGACGAAGACGCGACACGACAGAAAGAAGCGAGACGUGGCUGACGAUCUGGACACGGGGGACUCGCUGCCCGAGGCGGCAGCCCUGCACGCGAUUGAGGAUGUGGGUGGGCGGCAGGCACGCCAGUUGAGGCCCCACAAGGCGUCCUGGGCUUUCGGUGGCUUUCAGACUAACACGCACAAGCACCUGACAGGCUUCCAGCCGCCGCCGCUGGUGGAUCAGAGUGUGAAUCAGUACUUCUCGAGUGCGGGCCAGCAUCUGAGGUCGUCGCUGAGCAAUCCCUAUACGGUGUUCAACACCAAGAACUCCUUCAGUCCGGCUGAGAGCCCCAACUACAGCAGCUACGAGCGCUCACCGUCGUCUUCGAGGGAGAAAACCAGGACAGCCAGCGGAGAUCUUGUUCCUCUACUUGUCCAUCCUCUGACAAUUCCUCACCAGGUUGACACUCAGUCGAAACCUGUAAAAGAGGCCUCGAGGGAAGUCGAUGGACUCCCGGACAACUUCUCCUUCUUCCACUUUGCCAAGGGCACGGGCCCAACGGGUAGUGGCAGCCAUCCGAAGCCUCAGCACAACUUCAAUUAUCUCCCAAAUACCACACCAAAGAGCCCUUUUGUAGCCUUCAGCACAGUUGGAGGCUUCUACAACAACAAGCCCACUCCUCCGACGACGUCAGACAAGUACCUUAAGCAGCAGUAUCGGCUGCAACAGGACGGAAGGCAGGUGGAACCCGCGAAGCCACACAAUCCCGUGUCAGAAGUGCGACCAGGGUUUUACUCGUACAACUUCUACAGUAACCCCGACGAGGGCGCAAGUGCGACGACAACUCAACAACCUGCCUACAACUCUGGCUUUUAUGUAACGCAGAAACCAAAAUCGUCCAAACCACCGGGCUUUCAGCCUAUCAGGAAUUACUAUGGUAGCUCAGAAGAGACCACGAAGCCUCCCUCCUAUGCUGUGACUGAGAAUCCUCCGGCUACCUACACGUCACCCACGUCUAUGACCAUCGGAGAUCCAGCCGGACCUGGAAGACCACACAAUUCUCUCGGCUUCAACUCUGACACGUUCGUAAGGAAACCCUCUGUGAUCAAUCCCGGGCUCAGCAAUCUAGACUUUAGUCAAUUCAUGUCGGAUAUUCGCCAGUCGCAUCUGUCGCCAUCAGAUCCAGACAUUGGAAAGAACCACACAUUCAUCAGCAUGAGUACUCCAAGACCAUUCAACUUCUUCAAAACCACUCCCAAGCCUCUGGCCUCAGAUGAGGAGUACUACUAUGACAGUAGCGAAGAGGAGGAGUUGCCAAAGACUACCAAAUCGCCCAGUAGUCAGUACUUCAGACCAUCGACCAGAUACACCGACAACAACUUCAUCAAGAGCGUCCCGCCGCCGAACUUCGGCAAGCACCCACCAAAGACAACGCCGCCCACGAGUAGCGAGGAGUAUUACUACGAUGACGACUACGAGGUGCAAAGGCCGCCGGCAAACAAGUCCAAAUUCAUGCCAAUGUCCGAAACCAUGGCGCCCAGACCCUCUCCCACACCCACCCUCAGACCCACAAUCUCUCCCACGCAAGUUUUCAAGCCCACCUCCUAUAGGCCGCCGCAGGAGCACGUGUCCGACUACGACAUUCGGCUCCUGGGCGGCACGAGCUCCAUUCCGCCCAUUAUCAAAUUCCCCGACGACAUAUUCCAAGACCUGACAAGACCUAGAACGCCCAACAAGACUAUGGUGCGUCCCACGACGCCCAGGCCGCGCAUCAAGAUCAAAGAUCCGUUCGCGGGAAAGGUGACGACGACGCCAGAAACGCACCCGUACAGGCCCACGCGACCCACAAUGCCGACUACCGACACCACCACCCACAAAAUUCACACUGUUCGUCCCAGUAGGGGCAGGAAUCCCACGACUGUGGGCGCCGGCAAUAGGGGCACCAUGAAGUGGAAGUCCGUCAAGAGCACUAAACGACCUGACAGACUCGGCGACCUCGACGAAAGACUCCCCAACAGAGUUGAAUCCUCAUCUCCAGCAUCGAAUUCAUACGUCCAGCCACAGAAGGUCAACACGCAGAAUACGAGGAACUACUACAACACCACGCAAGGACAGUACGAUCAGUACGAUCCCUACGCUUAUGUUUACGAUGACGAUGUGGAGCUCUACAGAGAUGUUGACUAUGGUCAACAGUACAAUGGACAAAACAACCAGAAACCUCAGGUGCAUCAGUCCACCUAUCGUCCUUCUAUCAUCACAAGCUCCACUCCUGCCACAGCCUCGCCCGCACCCACGCAUUCGUCCACCCCGUACGCCCCAGUUCAGGCGCACCGCGACGCCUACGUGCCUCAGCAGCCGCAAUACGAGCGCCCUGCUCAAGUCUACACCACCGACUAUGAGGACGACGACGUGCUCCUCUCACAGCUCGAACAAGAAGGACUCACUCCGUACAACCAAGGAACAAGACAGGGAAUCAGGGGAGACAGAAAUGAGUUAAAUUCCAUUACCGAACGUCCCAUUGUGAUCUCAACAACACACCGGACGGCCACAAGCCCCAAAUAUCCUUCGAUCACCACCACAACCCACAAAAAAGUCACAACGACGGCCACGUAUUCCCCAGCGGCGCCCACAAGGUAUUCCCAAUUUAUCAACACUCAAUCAACUACACUAUUGUCAGUCUUUGUUGAUGUUGUUGACGAUGUUGUAAAGAGCCUGUUUAUUUCCCAUCCCUACAGAUCAUCACUGUCGGAUGGUAGCAACAAUAAGACGGAUAGUAGAGUAAUUUUAACACUGAAGGCACGCGCGGAUGUCAUUGACACACACGAGACAUACCCUGACAUUGAACAUUCCCCCUCAAGUGAAUACCCCUCCCUGUCCCCCACCCAUCCCCUGCCCAGCCAGGAGAGAGUGACACUGUUGAGCGAGGUGCAGGAGCCAGACACCGUUAUCAUCACCAUUAGCACCAACACAACUAGGGACACUGAAGACACGAGCACCCCACUCGCAAGGGUGGCUCCGGUCAAUGAGACUGAACCCGAGAGCACGGCACAGGUGGCGAGGAAGAAGAACAUUUUCGAUUAUGUAUACUCGGACAUUCAGCCACAGAGCUUCAGGCCGCCCGACGAGGCGCCCGAGGCGGAGACUCACAAUGCUAUCGACAGCACCACUCGGCCCAGUAGCACAACCAGUACGACAACAUCAACAACAACAACCCCACAGCCCGUUGUUGAGGCGAAAAUCCACCCAGUGCCACUAUUCUUCCGCAAUCGCGAGAACUCCCCUCUGGAGUUGGUCAUCCCGACCACCACUCCCUCUCCCUACAAUUGGGACGCGGCGGUCAGGUUGUCGCCAUCAACCACGACCCUCGAGAGAGUCGUGGAGACGAGCACCCUGCCCAAGAGGCGCUUCUUCAGCACACCGCCGACUGUGCUGCAGAGGGGUACAUUCCCGGUGGAUUUCGGCCUCAACAGAACACACACGCCAUUCACAACGCCGAGGAAUCUCUUCUUCAAAGAAGUCCUCAACAAAACACUCGACACAGGCGCCACAAGUGGUCGUCCCUUUGUCUCCCCGUACAAGAGCUUAGAGAACCUACUGACAACAGACAGCACAUUGCGCGGAACGACAUCCUCACUUCGGCCAGUGGUGAGGACCACUCCCACGAAUGCACAACCCAUCCGCAGUCACUUCCUCAUCACGGCCGCCCCGAGGAUUAAUAUCACGAGCACUGAAAGCACAACCACAGAGAGCACCACUACAACAUCUACAACUACACAGGCUCCCAUUGAGGAGACCACUGUCACUGAGGAGGAAGAGCCUCCGGUGACGGACAUUCCCGAGGUGGAGGAGGAUCUCACAGCAACCGUAAUUUCUAGGUCUAGGAGUAGGGGAACGCCCAAGAUUCCAACAACCAGAGGCCGCCUAAAGGGAUCCUACGUCUACACCACCGCCAACACGCUUGAAAUUGAUCCAACGACCUACGCGCCGAAGCUGAGGUUCAUCCCUCUGACGCAGGAGCCGAGGCCGGAGACGACCACAGCCGGGGCGAACAAGAAGAGAGUGAUCAAGAUGAGGGUGCCGCCAAAGAGGAUCAGGAACAGAGUGGCGACCCUGCAAGACCGAGCGUUCCAUGAGAGCUCAGUGAAUAGGGAUCGACAGCAAGAAGUCAUCCCGCUGGAGAAGUUGUUUGAAGACAGAUUCGAGAAGAAGAAUGCCAGCAAGUUUGCCAGUGAAGACUCAACAGUCUCACCAACUGACUCGAGUCAGAAGAUUGUCGAGAUAACCGAUCGCCCAGUGUACUUUGCCCACUAUAAGCGACUGUCGGACAAGCCAAAGAAGCACUACCUGGAGAACUACGAGUUCAUCCGGCCAGAUGACGAACUGACCCAGCAAGCUAACAGAGAGAAGUUCCGCGCCACUGUGGAGAUGCCAGAGUUUAACGUUCCCACCGAGUCCGAGCGGGCAUCAUUCCGUGACAAUGUCGAGCCGGAAGUUGAGGAAGAGGAGGAGGAAGAGGAGGAGCCCGAGGAGGAGGAAGAUCUAGAUGAUGAUCUGUUGUAUAGAGAUCAAGAGAAUCCCUUGCUCUAUGAAUAUCCAGUGGAAGACACUGAGAGUCCCAAUGUUGUAGAGACAACGACUCAAACAACAACGACUCGCCGUGUAACAACCACAACCACGACAACUUCCACCCCAAAGCCCACGACUAAGACAACCACGACCCCACCUCCGCCCACCACGGAGGUGCAGACGACCAAGACCACAACAACCAAGCCCCCCACUCCCCAAACGACAACGAGAAUCCCGCCGCGCGCCUCCCGGGUAAACAAUGCCAUCAAGACAACCAUUGCAGCCUCGCUGCCGCGCAGGAUUGUGUCUCCGGCCGCCUCCCUGAAAUGUACAGACAAUUCGCCAAAUGCCAAGUGCAACGAAAUUCCUUCGAGAACUCACACGAGAAAUCGAGGAAGUUCUCACUACUCGACCAGCGGCGAUCAGCACUCGACAGUCACGUCGAAUCGCGGAACACAUCCUCCACGCGCCCGGCCUACCCUUAAACCUUCCCAAACCAUUGUGUCCAAGGCUCAGGAGUACAUCGACAUCUACCGCUUCCCGCCAUGGCGUCCGGAUCCCGUCUAUCCUCAGCCCACGCCCGACAAGACGGCCGCCAAGUGCCGCAAAGAUGUCUGUCUCCUGCCUGACUGCUUCUGCGGAGGAAAGGACAUUCCAGGUGACAUGCCGGUGGAGCAUGUGCCACAGAUUGUGUUGCUGACAUUCGACGACUCCGUGAAUGACCUCAACAAGCAACUCUACGUGGAUCUGUUCGAGAAGGGCAGAGUGAACCCCAACGGAUGCCCCAUCACGGCCACCUUCUACGUCUCGCACGAGUGGACGGACUACAGCCAGGUGCAGAAUCUCUACUCCGACGGACAUGAGAUGGCAUCGCACACAGUCUCGCACAGCUUCGGCGAGCAGUUCAGCCAGAAGAAGUGGACAAAGGAAGUGGCCGGCCAGCGAGAGAUCCUGUCCGCCUAUGGAGGCGUGAAGCUGGAGGAUGUGCGCGGCAUGAGGGCCCCCUUCCUGUCCAUUGGCGGCAACAAGAUGUUCAAGAUGCUGUACGACUCCAACUUCACCUACGACUCCUCGAUGCCCGUGUACGAGAACCGCCCGCCCAGCUGGCCGUACACGCUCGACUACAAGAUCUUCCACGACUGCAUGAUCCCGCCCUGUCCCACCAAGAGCUACCCAGGCGUCUGGGAAGUGCCCAUGGUGAUGUGGCAGGACUUGAAUGGCGGCCGCUGCUCGAUGGGCGACGCCUGCUCCAAUCCGCCCGAGGCCGAGGGCGUCGUGAAGAUGCUGAUGAAGAACUUCGAGCGCCACUACACGACCAACAGGGCGCCGUUCGGGCUGUACUACCACGCGGCGUGGUUCACGCAGCCGCACCACAAGGAGGGCUUCAUCCAAUUCCUCGAUGCCAUCAACUCCAUGAAGGACGUGUGGAUCGUGACCAACUGGCAGGCGCUGCAGUGGGUGCGUGAUCCCACGCCCAUCUCGCGACUCAACUCCUUCCAGCCCUUCCAGUGCAACUAUGCAGGACGCCCAAAACGCUGCAACAACCCGAAAGUGUGCAAUCUUUGGCACAAGUCCGGAGUGCGAUACAUGCGAACGUGCCAACCAUGUCCAGACAUUUAUCCCUGGACCGGCAAGUCCGGCAUCCGGUCGUCGCGAGUGGACAACGACAUUGAGGAGUGAAGUGUUGGGAGUGACGACAAAAAGGGACAUCCGAUGAC
This is a messenger RNA of Phlebotomus argentipes, 7420 nucleotides long. RefSeq names its product mucin-2 (gene Cda5). Gene Ontology annotation, molecular function: hydrolase activity, acting on carbon-nitrogen (but not peptide) bonds; chitin binding. Gene Ontology annotation, biological process: carbohydrate metabolic process. Gene Ontology annotation, cellular component: extracellular region. The record is from RefSeq and is a predicted model, not a curated record. Lineage: Eukaryota; Metazoa; Arthropoda; Insecta; Diptera; Psychodidae. Bases 339 to 7382 code for a protein of 2347 amino acids. The transcript has 15 exons.